UUCCCAAUGCGGCUAAAGGCAUUCCACGUCAUCAACCAGCCGGUGUUUUUUAUGCCCUUGUUUCAUCUAAUCAAACCAUUCCUCAAAGACAAGUUCGUCCGCAGGAUGCACGUACACGGAAAAAACCUUGAGUCACUCCACAAGUUCCUGCCGCCAGAGAUCCUUCCGGCAGAGUACGGGGGACUCCGAGGAGCUUUUGACAACGGUCCCUUCUGUGCCGAACUCUACCAGAACGACGCAACGUUCAAAGUAAACAGCACCUACGGCUAUCGGCCGAGCUGUUGUUCCCAGCAGAGGACAGAAGGCUACCGCAGCUCCCGUAUCGAUUACCUCUGCAUGCUUUGGCGAAAGUUUACCAGGCUGUCUCACGUGCCCAACGACAUUCCCAAGAUUCCCGGCGUCAAGGCGGAAAAGUUGACCGAACACUACAUCAAGAAGUUGGAAGACACCGACUAGAACCAGCUUCUUUCUGCAGGCCGGAAAUAAACGCAAAAAAGAAAAAUAAUAAAUCUAUCGGCGGACAGUUA
Ixodes scapularis (black-legged tick) is the source of this 527-nucleotide messenger RNA. RefSeq names its product alpha-tocopherol transfer protein-like. NCBI's taxonomy places the organism in Eukaryota, Metazoa, Arthropoda, Arachnida, Ixodida, Ixodidae. The record is from RefSeq and is a predicted model, not a curated record. The transcript is spliced from 2 exons. Bases 7 to 456 code for a protein of 149 amino acids. Gene Ontology annotation, molecular function: phosphatidylinositol bisphosphate binding. Gene Ontology annotation, cellular component: membrane.